CGACGCUGACCGCAAUCUCUCUCCACUAUUAUUCUUUAUUUCGUCAUCGAAUGCCUCGCUCUUCCUUUCUCACCGUCGAUCGCUCGCUCGCUCGCGCACCAUGUCACUUCAAAUCCUCUGAUUUAGGUCAUUCUGAUUCAUCUCGCUCACUCAUGGCUUCUGCGGCUGACGCCAAAGGGGAAGAAACGCAAGUCUUGGACAUCGACUCGCCUGAGUAUGGGGAAAUGCCGAUCUUGUACGGGGAGACCGAAGCCCUAGAUGGCUCCGAUGGUGAUGACGACCGAGGGAUUGACGAACGGGGAACGACGCAACUGGUGGACGUCUAUGAGGAAACUGCAGAGGUUUACGACAGCGGGGAAGGUACGGAUGGAACUGAGGUGCUUAGUGGUGAUGAGGAAGGGUUCUCCGACGAGGGUGCUGUUGCUCAUUGUCGAGAUGGAAAGAAUGGUGCUGAUGUUGAGUCGCUAACACCGGCGAUUGGAGGAGACACUUUGUGCUUGGAUGAUAAAAAGGCAGAUGCUUUUGUCGAUUCUGAUGCUACGACUGAUGAUGACGGUGAUGAUGAUAGUGAUCAGGGUGAAGAUGCAGGACCUGCAAGGAGGAGCUUUGCUGCAGUUCGUGUGGCAGCAGUGCGUUCAUCCGGUCUUGCUGCAGCUCAAUGCUUUGCUUCUAGGAUGUCUGGGGAUGUAUCAAGAUCUUUUCUCUAUCCCAAAAAUUGUGAAAUGGGAGAUAACUCUGUAGAUGGACAUAGAGACUUUGCAGGAAUUAUUGUUAAUGAAUUGUCUACUAGCAGAAAGUAUCCCAGUUCUCUCAGCACCGAGGUUGGUAAAUCUAACCUGGAUUAUAAAGUUGUGAGCUUCCAGAAGUCUACGACUUACCUUAAAGAAGGAACUAAGAGCAGAUGCUUUAACAUGAGGGUCAAAAGACUUUUUAAUGAGCUACCUUCUGAAAUGGAUGAAAAUGCUGAUGUGGUUUGUAACAUUUCCAAAGUGAACACACCACAUUUGCUUACAAGUGAUAAUGGUGCUGCAGGAUUAAGCUAUGUUGUUUCCCAGGAACCUAGUGAUUUGUCUCAGGCAAAUGCAUUGGACAUUGUAGAUCAGUUUCUUUUAAUCAAUGAUGUGGGUUCAUCUCAAGAAAAUAAAAAUGUGGGAACUGAUACUUUAAAGUCACCUCAUGUUUCUGGUGCAAAGAUAGUACAACUUGUGGCUGAAAGAACAAAUUGCACAAGUCCAGUUGGGAAGCCAGAAGUAUUUGAUUGGAAUGACAGCCUUGAAGAUGAAGGCGGUGGUGAAAUUUUUACUAAAAGAAAGGAUUCCUUCUUUGAUGGAAAAUGGGGUGGUCUGAAAAGUCAUAGCCACUUUCAAAAAUCUAGGCAAGACAUCUCACAUAAAAUAAGAGAUGAAAUUGGUAAGCAUGGAAGGAAUGUUGCAAACAUUGAAAACACUGAAAGAGGGAAUGCUUCAGCUCAUUCAGAUUCAAGGUUUGUAAGAUCAAAUGUUGUAGGUAGUGGACAAAUUCAUAUAUCUGAAAUAAACAUAAAAAAGAAUUUGUUCAAGGAUAAAAAUGAAGAAGCAAACUUAGUUCCUUUACAGAAUCAAUUGGAUGCUUCUGACACAAAAGGUGGAUCGGAAGGUUCAACUGAGGUUGGUCCUGAUACUCAAAUGGCAGCAGAGGCCAUGGAAGCUCUAUUCCAUGGAUCACCAUUUAAUGAAGAAAAUGGGAUUGUGCAUUCUGCAGUGAGGAAUCCAACUCAGGAUGUCAGCAAAAAUCUAAUGAUAAAGAGGUUUUCAAUUCCUCUGCAAAAGAGGACUUCUAUUGAUUGUUCUGAUGGCAUUAUUACACGCUCUAAAAAGAGAAAGAUGCUUUCUACAAAAUCAAGGGAAAAAAGCCCUAAGUUACUUAAAGUUGGUUCUACUAGCUCGAAAACGAAAAAUAAUUUGGCGGGCAGAACUGUUGCAAGCAGGGACAAAGAGAGGCUAGUUAGUCAACCAGAUGAUGUUGGCUUAGUUAGUGGCCAUGAUUCUUUUAAUUCCUCUAAGAAAAAUCCACAAGAAAUUGUGGUAAAUGAGAAACUAAGGCAAGAGAAUCAUAUUUUGGUGGACAAUCAUUUUGCUUAUCAGACUAGGAGUUCUAAAAGAUUUGAACAAAAAAGGACUUCACUUGAUGGUUCAAAUCAAUCUACUACAUUUACUGAUGCACUAAUUUCUAAGGAUGUAAAAGGUGGGAAUGCUCUUUUUGCCAAUGAAGUUUUGGGCUCAGAUCUAUCCUGCAAAGUAAACAAGCAUCCAGCAACUCAAACUAAGCCAUUAAAUUGUACUCUGCACAGGGAAGAAUUGCAUACUUCAUUUCCAAUAGAUGGCUCUCACUAUCCAAAACGAAGAACAGAUCAUGUAACUUCAGGCAACUUGAACUGCACCUUGAAUAAAACAUCAUCUGAGGCAACUGACGAGUCCAGCAAACAAGGAAUGAAGAAGAAAAUAUUUGUAAGAAGCAUAGCAGAUAUCCUAGAUAAGGCUAAACGGAAAAGGCGUUCCAAUUUUACUUGCACUAGAUUCCAUUUUGAUAGAGAGCCUUGGAGUACUACAGUGCUACAGAUGAUUUAUGGUACUGAAACAAGAUCAUCACUUAAAUCUCCAGUUCAACCAGUUUCAGAUGGUGACAAAUCAACCAGGAACAAUUUACUUCAAAUGUCAAGCAAUGCCAAUGUUCAGGACAAGAUUUUUGAUGCUGAAAAAUCAAAACUGCCCACAAUAAGUGCCAAACAUGAUGAAGAUGCCACACAUGGUACAUUUUAUGAGUCACCAGCUGCAAAAGUGCAACCACAAAAAAAUUUGGUAUGUAGAACAACUAAAGAUACAAAUGUUGACUCACCUAUUUGCACAGCUAAUGAUCCUACUAGAUUGUGCAUCAAAACCGUAUCAUCAUCUAUAGCUACUAGAGAACUUCGAAGAUUAGAAGCUUUUACUAAGGAUUCACUUACCUUGCUGAAAGAUACACAGAGACGAAAAAAUAUGACUGGUGUUCGCGUUUUAUUUAGUCAUCAUUUGGUUGAACAGACUAUAAAACAGCAGAGGAAGAUAUUAGCAUGUCUUGGACUUCCGAUUGCUUCUUCAAUUUCAGAAGCAACUCACUUUGUCUCAGACAAGUUUGUUCGUACACAGAAUAUGUUAGAAGCUAUUGCGACAGGUAAACCUGUAGUAACACCUAUGUGGCUUGAAAGCUGCAGACAAGCGAAUUGCUAUAUCGAUGAAAAAAACUAUAUACUGAAGGAUACAAAGAAGGAGAGAGAGAUAGGGUUCAACAUGUGUGUGUCUAUUGCUCGUGCAUGUCAAAGUCCUCUUUUGCAGGGAAAAAGGGUGUUCAUAACAUCAAAUGUCAAACCAAAUAGAGAACUAAUUGCAAGCUUAGUUAAGGCAUGCAAUGGCCAGGUUAUUCAUCCUUUAUUUUCUACAUAUCCAAGGCAAUCAAGAGAUUUGGGAGAUCAGCAAAGAACCAAGGAAAGGUACCAGGCGACCUUUUGGUUAUCUCGUGCGAAGAAGAUUACUCUGUCUGUAUCUCUCUCCUUGAAAAAGGUGUUGGCAUUUUCAGCUCAGAGCUUCUGCUCAAUGGUAUAGUCAUCCAGAAGCUAGAAUACGAGAGGCAUCAGCUCUUUCUAGAUCAUGUGAAACAAACCCGUUCAACAAUGUGGCUGAGACACAAAGGCUGAUCAGUUUUUUCCUGUUACCAAAACUGCAUAGUGCUUCAACUGGUUCUCACGAAUGUGUACUUUCACAAGGUAACCGCACUAGAUUGUAAGUUUGUCUACCUUCGGAUGUGAAGUGUGAAGAAUGUCUGUCUUCAUCUCAGUGGUUGUAUCAUGGCCGAGCUGUGUUAUUAUUGUUACCCUUUGUUUAUCACUUUACAAACUGUUUCUUGUUACUCUUGUAACUAAACUGCAAGAUCAUGAAGAUUUAGGAUGUACGAAUGGUUUGGUUGACUAAUUACAAUAGAUAAUUAAAAUAUUAAUUUCAAAGUAA
Molecule: messenger RNA, 4019 nt
Organism: Zingiber officinale
Lineage: Eukaryota; Viridiplantae; Streptophyta; Magnoliopsida; Zingiberales; Zingiberaceae
Exons: 8
Coding region: 51-3617 (1188 amino acids)
Source: RefSeq, a predicted model, not a curated record